Molecule: messenger RNA, 2823 nt
Organism: Dunckerocampus dactyliophorus (ringed pipefish)
Lineage: Eukaryota; Metazoa; Chordata; Actinopteri; Syngnathiformes; Syngnathidae
Gene: csdc2a
Product: cold shock domain containing C2, RNA binding a
Exons: 4
Coding region: 264-740 (158 amino acids)
Biological process (GO): regulation of mRNA stability
Cellular component (GO): cytoplasm
Molecular function (GO): mRNA 3'-UTR binding
Source: RefSeq, a predicted model, not a curated record
CAGUUAACAUCGAUUUUUGGAUCGGUCCACCCAUCCCCUUACCCACGCGCACACGCGCACUGAAAAAUCCACGGACUUCAUGCAUCACACGCCACGGAUUUCCACAGAUUUCAUGACAUCACCCUUUUGGAUCGCCCCCGAUUGACGGCUGAUCGCUUGUGACGUGAAUCAAGAAGCUGAUUGUUGCCAUGCAGGCUGCAUAACCCCCCCCCUCGUAAAAACCUUAAUUAAAAUAAAAGCACAGAGUUCUCAGACGAGUCGAGAUGUCCGACGCUGAUCCCUCGUCGCCGACUGACCGAGCGCUGCCUCUCGCCUCUCCUCGCACGCCGCUGCAAAUGUCCUUCCCCUUCCUGAGGGAGGGCAGCCGGGUUUGGGAGAGGGAGAGGAAGCCUCCGCAGCCCGGGGGAGAGCUUCCCAGCCCUCUGCCCACCAAACGCACCCGCACAUAUUCAGCGACAGUACGAGCCAAAUCAGGUCCCGUGUUUAAAGGCGUGUGCAAGAACUUCUCCCGCUCUCAAGGCCAUGGAUUCAUACGACCAUCACACGGAGGAGAGGACAUCUUUGUCCACAUCUCGGACAUCGAGGGAGAGUACGUGCCAAUGGAAGGAGACGAGGUGACGUUCAAGGUGUGUCCCAUCCCGCCCAAGAACCAGAAGAUCCAAGCGGUGGAGGUCGUGAUCACCCACCUGAAUCCACACACCAAGCAUGAGACUUGGUCGGGUCAGAUCAUAAGCUCCUAGACUCCAGGACCACUGGAGUUGGAUUCACAAGGUCCUGGUCAGGUGUGAAGGGAAGUUUGAGACAAAGGAACUGAAUGAUUUGGCUUCUGGGCUUUCAGUUUGCAAGACAAAUUUGACGCUUAGGACAGAAUUUAUAUUUAAAUGAGCCGGUCUUGGGUGAAGAAAUGUUCAAGAGCUAAAGAUGUGUGAUGUCACUUGGAGCAAAUCUGACACAAUUUAGCCAGUGAAUGAGAAAAACUGCAGACAGGGAAAGUUGCAGACUGGAUACAACGUAGGAACCAUGCAUCUAAUGACACAACACCCAAUUUACACACACUGUAUUGUUUCCAAUACGUUGUAUGUGGCUAAAUAUGUUGUGAUAUAAUAUAUUGACUCGAAUGUAACACAGCAUUUCCCCCCUAGACGACACUCGUCUUACAUGCGGGUUCUAGAGAUUCAUACAUGCCAAACGACUUCCCUCCAAGCGAGUCUGAGAAGUAUACAGUCGUCCCUCGUUUAGCGGGGUUAGCUGGGUUCUGGACGCGACCGCGAUUCAAUGGGGUUCAAUGUUAAUAAAUGGAAUAUUUCCGUACUUAGAGCAUAGAAAACCUGUUUAUAACUUUCUAAAUGCGUUUUUUUAAACUAACUAAUUAUUAAAGCCCUCUAGAGAUGAAAUAACACCCCUUUAGUCACAUUUACAAUCCUAUUAUUCAUUGUUUACACCACGUUGCGCAACUCGUAUGCUGCAGGGGCUCGAGACGGUCGCUAGCCAGCAAAAACCAAACCGGUUAGCCUCGAAUUUAUUUCUUCUAAACUUAAGAAGCCAAAAACCUACCACUUCCGCACGGAAUGGGAGGAGAACUUGUCUCAUCAAUGUUUUGUGUCAUUACUGCCGCCUAGUGACCAGAAUACCACAUAUCACUUGUAUUUCAAUAUGUUUUGACUAAUAAUUGAUCAUAGUUUACCAUGAAACAGCGAUCAUUAGGGAGGAGGGACGACCGUAACAUCCUUGAUCAUCCAGAAGGAAGCGUCGGGCCUGCGUCAAAUCCAAGAUGUGCGUCUUUGCAUCAGUUGGCCACUUGAUGGCAAUGUUGCCGCACCUUUGCUCCCUCUGCACCCAAACGGCCGGUGGUGUCACGUUUCAUUGACCUUUCGCUUAGAAAGCGCACGCAAACGUGACGACCCGAUGACACCAUCACGGUGAACGCUAUUGAUCAUAAACCCGGCUUCACUUGACCAUUUAGAGAUUCACAGGCAGUUUGACGUCUGAGUGAGUGAGAUGUGCGUUGAAAGGGAGCAUCUGCGUUCCUGCGCCAUCACGCCAUGCCACCCAUUAUGCUGCGCCCGCAUGUUCCACGGCCGUGACUUCCACGACUGCCGUGUAAUUGUUGCUACAGAGUCGUCAUUCGAGAUUGUGCUGGUGCACUCAAUGAAGUCACAUCAUGGAAACUUGACUGAAAAUGUGCAUUACAGCCAUACUUGUUUGUUUACGUGUGGCUAAUUGGCGUCAUCGCUUUUAAAAAAAAAUGAUUGUAUUAAUUACAUUUUAAGUAGAACAACAAAAACACACCACGGUUUAUCAUUAAGAAGAGUAGUUGUGCCUUCAUCGCUCCACAGGUGGUGAUUAUUAUUAUUUUUUAAACUACUGGAGUAACACUGUGGCAAGUGUUGAAAAAGCAAUAUUAACGUAGCGAGGAUUGGAGGAAGACGAGACAAGAAGAAGGAAAGAAGACAGGAAGAAGAAAAGAAAUGUUAAAGAGCAAGUGAAAGAGUAGAGCGUGAGCAAAGUUAGUGGUUUUAACCUGAAGGUUUAAGAAAAGAAGGAAUUCAAAAUAAAGGUAAGGGGAUAUCUAUAUUUUCUACAAAGAAAUGGGGAUGGUAAGUUAGACUGCAGAGAAUGUUCUGCUAAUUUAGGAGGUGAGCUUAUUUAUUUAUUGACUUAUUUAUUUUUCUUUGUAUGGCGGUUUCAGUAUCGUGGGUGUUUUUAAGGCUGCCUUUUUAUGUAUUUCAGUGAGCCUGAUUGAAAGCGUUUCUUUGAAAAAAGGAAGCAAAAAUGAUUGUAAUUUCCUUUUUAAAUCUGAAGAAAUGUUUUGUCGCAUCACAC